UUUCAAUAAAGUGAGACAUCGCCCUGCUAAAACGGUGUCAUGGCGGUUUGACUUGGUUAAAGGUUUUUUUGCAAUAACUUACUAGUUAAUGUGCUUCUUAGCGAUUUGAUAUUUGAUUUAAGUGAAUAAAAUCACGUUUAACUAAAUAGUUAAUAAUGCGUGAAUAUAAAAUAGUUGUGUUGGGCAGUGGAGGCGUGGGAAAGUCCGCCCUGACAGUACAAUUCGUACAAGGCAUCUUUGUGGAGAAAUACGACCCAACCAUAGAGGACAGCUAUCGGAAACAAGUGGAAGUGGAUGGGCAACAAUGCAUGCUGGAGAUCCUCGAUACGGCGGGGACGGAGCAAUUUACCGCAAUGAGAGAUCUAUAUAUGAAAAAUGGACAAGGUUUCGUAUUAGUGUACUCCAUCACUGCACAGUCGACAUUUAACGACUUGCAGGAUCUCCGGGAGCAAAUCCUGCGGGUGAAAGACAAAGACGAUGUGCCAAUGGUGCUGGUGGGCAACAAAUGCGAUCUGGAAGCAGAGCGCGUGGUGGGCAAGCAGCAGGGGUCCAACCUGGCCAACCACUUCAACUGCGCCUUCAUGGAGACCUCCGCUAAGGCCAAAGUCAAUGUAAACGAUGUGUUCUACGACUUGGUCCGACAGAUCAACAAGAAGUCGCCUAAAGAGGACAAGAAACCACAAAAAAAGCCUAUCAAAUGUAUCUUCAUGUAACUGAGGAAGACCAUGUUGCGUCUAGGUAUAGAAUAUUUAAUAAUUUGAAAGACUUCUCGUACCCGGAUUUGGCUGUCGGUUCCAAAAGUUUACUAAAUCGGGUGAGCAUUGUUGCUUGUCAAAUAUCUAACAUUUGGAGGAUGCGCAUAUGUUGAGCUCCAUGUUCCAGCGCUACGGCGCAAGUGGAGGAUGCACAGGCAUCAUGGGUCCGCAUUUAUUCCUAUUCUCUAAAAAAAUAAUAUCAUUGGUGCAUUAAUUUGGUUUUUAUUUCGAGAAUAGACUCAUUGUCUCUGUGCAUUAUUCACUAUAAAAGAAUUCCAAUUGUAUUGUGUGGAUGGCAUCGGGUUCAGAAGUUCACUGCUAAUAAAUUAUCCAGAAUUUGAAGUUUACAAUAUUAAGUAUACUAUGUGACAACCCUCCGUACUGUUAUCAUUUCAAGAAUUAUAAUACAAGUAUAUAUAUAUACAUUACUUUCAAAUCAAUAUAGCUAAUAACUGCUGUUUAUAGUGUAUUUAGGUGUAUAAGUUUUGUUUCAAAGGGCAAAGCUGAAUGCAGACAGCUUCUUGUCAAUUAGGCCAAACAGGAAAACAUAGUUAUUUAAAUUACUAUAUGAUUUAUCACAUUGCUAUUGAGCUGAACAUGAGUACCUAAUAACUUUAUAAAAAUCUAGUUAAUAAUAUUAGUAAGCCACCUCUUACAUUAUAGAAAUUGU
Molecule: messenger RNA, 1425 nt
Organism: Papilio machaon (common yellow swallowtail)
Lineage: Eukaryota; Metazoa; Arthropoda; Insecta; Lepidoptera; Papilionidae
Gene: Rap1
Product: ras-related protein Rap1
Exons: 1
Coding region: 156-713 (185 amino acids)
Biological process (GO): negative regulation of synaptic vesicle exocytosis; cellular response to cAMP; Rap protein signal transduction
Cellular component (GO): plasma membrane
Molecular function (GO): GTP binding; GTPase activity; GDP binding
Source: RefSeq, a predicted model, not a curated record